Messenger RNA from Clarias gariepinus (North African catfish), 1523 nucleotides. RefSeq names its product PI-PLC X domain-containing protein 1-like. The record is from RefSeq and is a predicted model, not a curated record. The transcript is spliced from 6 exons. The coding region runs from base 205 to 1158 and encodes 317 amino acids. Gene Ontology annotation, biological process: lipid metabolic process. Gene Ontology annotation, molecular function: phosphoric diester hydrolase activity. Lineage: Eukaryota; Metazoa; Chordata; Actinopteri; Siluriformes; Clariidae.
AGGCGGGAAAAUUGGGAUUCGAGCGCGCCCCCAGUUGUCACGCGCACACCAGAGCGGCGCGUUUUUAAGGAAGUAGAAGUUCAUGUGACUCCGCUGCUCUUUAACUUCCUUCAUCCGGGUACAACACACACGCGCAUAUACAUACACACACAGCGCUUCUCCAAAACAUUGUUUUGCGCAAUGAUUUUGUUACGGAAUUAGAGCAUGGCUGGUGCACUCGGGUCUCGGGCCGGUUCCAGAUGUUCACACUGGAUGUCUAAGCUUCCUCCUCAGCUCCUCGAUGUUCCUCUGUGGGAUCUCGCGAUACCCGGCAGUCAUGAUACCAUGACAUACUGCUUGGACGAGCACAGUCCAGUUCUGCGUUCAGAGCCCAGGAUACUGGUCGUGCUGGACCACAUCGCGCCCUGUGUCACGCGGCCGUGUGUAAAGAAGUGGGCCACCACUCAGGAUCUAUCCAUUUCUAGUCAGCUAGACGCAGGAAUUAGAUUUCUCGACCUCAGGAUCGCCCACAAGAAGAAAGAUUCAAAACGGACAUUCCGAUUUGCACAUGGAAUAUACUCUCUACUUACUGUAAAGGAGGUGCUCACUGACGUCGCGCACUGGUUAGAGCGUCACACUAAGGAAGUCGUGAUCAUUGCCCUGUCUGCUUUUGAUGAUGUGUCUCCCGUACAGCACAACAACCUCAUUGGCUUUUUGAUACAACUUUUUGGCAAGAAACUUUGCCCCAAAUCAGAAACCCCUUCUCUGAGAGCAUGUUGGAAACGCGGUUACCAGGUGAUUCUGUCCUAUGCUGAUCCGUCUGGGUCUGGAUAUGAGGAACUGUGGCCAGAGUGGGAUUACUGGUGGGCUAACGAGUCAGAUCCAAACCUGGUCAUUUCGUACCUGGAGCACCAGAAGAAGAAAGCAGGAAGGCCAGAUGGGUUCUUUAUGGCUGGCCUAAACCUCACUGAAGACACCAGGUACGUCCUCUGCCAUCUCACCCGGUCUAUGAAGAGCAUGACCCUCCAGGCUUUCACCGUGCUAAUGGAUUGGGUCAAAAAGCAGCGCCCUGGCUCGUGCAAAACAUCCGUCAAUAUCAUCUGUGCAGACUUUGUUGGGAUCUCAAGAAACGAAUUCUGUGAGAUUGUAAUUGGACUCAAUGCAGAACUGACCACGUAGAACAAAACGAUGCACUUUCACAAUAAGGACUUAAGUCAAUCAUUUAGUGUUGUGUCUCGAUUGCAUGGCAUAUCUUUAUUAGACGUUUGUACAGUUGAUGAUUUACAAAAUAAAUUAUUUGUAUGUCUGUAGAUAUUUAUUCCUUUAACAUUGUUUCAAUUAUUCAGUACAGUGCCAUUAAGUUAAAUGGUGCCAUAUUGAGGUAAAGUCUAGUAAUAAAGUAAAAAAGUACUGUAAAAAGUACUUUUUUAAGUAAAGUACUGUUUUAACUUUAUAUAUUCUAAAGGUUUGGGUGUUUUUAUGAUGUUUUAUAUUAAGGCAAAGUGUUAAUUUUAUCCAAUAAAAAAAAAAACUACAUUAAAGGC